AUGGCGACUGCUUCAGCAUCGCGCGGAUUAAUGGCCAUCCUCGCUAUUAUCUCCCUCGUAUUCGCCGGAUCUUGCGCGGCUAUCGUCAAUGCCUCGCCGUUAGCAACCGUGGAAGCAGCAAAGACUCUCGCAGUUCCGCUGGAAGACGGCUCCUACGGCAGUUUGAAGGAGACCUUUCAGGCAGUCAAGCUUCUGAGCGUCGUCUCGAAAUCGUCGCUCGAUUCGGCCAAGCUCUGCGCGUGGCUGAAGAAGCUUCCAGCCGCCACGUCAGCAGAGGAGGCCUUUCAGAAGGUUUCGAUCGCUGCUGCGCUCGGCUGCAAGGGCGUUAGCGCCGUUGUCAAGGAAGCGGAGCCUCUCUUGUCUCCAGCAGCAUCCUCGUCGUCCCUUGACCAGCUGUUUUACGCUGCAGCCGGCACCCAGAUCCUCAAGGCCAACAAGUGGAGCACUGGGUCCGUGCCUGCAGGCCUCAAGAAGGCUGCUGCUGCUAUCCUCGCACUGAAGCAGGCGGAUGGCUCGUGGGCAACGGGGAAGGACGGCCAGGGGUCCGUGGCUGCUGCGGGCGUGGCUCUCGAGGCGCUGGCUGCACUCAAGGAGCUGGGGCUGGUGGAUGAGAAGCAGGUGUCGGCGGUUACAGAUGCUGUCAGCUCGCUCUUCUCUCUCCUCACAGCUGACUCCGACCCGAGUGGCAACGCUGUUUCAUUCUUCUCAGCCUCUCCCUCGGAGGGCGGGACUCUCGUCGCCACGGCCUCCGCCAUCACGGGCUACCUCGCGCUCGCCUCCACCCUCGGCUCCCCUCUCGCCGUGCGCCCUCCCAAGCUGGCGGAGGCGGGGCGCUAUCUGGUGGCGGCGCUGCCCCUUUCACUGGCGGAGGCGGCUGCCUGGGCGGAAGCGCUCGCAGUGCUUGAUAACAACCCCAUCUUUGUGCCCAUCUUCCUCUCGUCUCCCGGCCACAUCUCCAUUUCUGCAGACCCCACGCUCACUGUGAGUGUGACAACAGCGCUGGGAGGCAAGGUGCCAGGUGUGGCAGUGAAGCUGCAGAGUGCCACCAUUGGGGGCGGCAGUGCUGCAUCGGGCAAGGAGCUCACAGCAGGCAAGGACGGCGUCUCCUUCUCCGCCAAGCCAUUCUCCAAGGCCUCUACUCUGGGAGUCUACACGCUCAAGUUCAAGAUCACCCCUCCUGCGGAAUCAGUCUUCAUCGCCGGCAGUGCAUCAGUGGAGCGCCCGCUGCUGCUCUCUGCCUCGAUGGCCGUCACUGGCGUGUCCGUUGCCGUGCUGGACAGCGAUGGCGCCACUCCUGAGUCCGAGAAGAAGCUGGACUUUGAGAAGAGGACAAACUUCACCGACCUGUCUGCCACCCACCUGCAGAAGCUGCGUGUGUCGCUCUCCCUCGCCACACCCUCGGGGAAGGCCUUCAUUCCCCACCAGGCCGUGCUGCAGCUGGUGAACAGCAUCGGCAUGGCCUACUCCUUCCUGCUCAAGCCGUCCGGCAGCACCCUCUCAGUUCAGCUCGAGCUGCUGGAGAUGAUGGACCGCCUCUUCUACCACUCGGGCGAGUACACGCUGAAACUGAUCGUGGGCGAUGCAGUCAUGGACAACGCAUUCGACUGGCAGCUGGGCUCUGUGGACCUUGACCUGCCUGCUGCCCCAGAGACUGCCCCCAAGCUGCCCGCCCGCCCCGAGUCUCUGGCUGAGAGAUUCUCUGCCAAGCCCGAGAUCGCACAUAUCUUCCGCAAGCCGGAUUCCCGGCCGGCGUUUGUCGUCUCAUACUCGUUUGUGGCGCUCGUGCUGCUGCCGCUGGUGGUGCUGCUCGUGGGGCUGGCGGUGCUAGGAGUGAACCUCAAGGCCUUCCCCUCUGGGGGUGUGCCUCUCCUCUCAGCUCUGGCCUUCCACGGGGGAAUCGCUGCGCUCCUGCUGCUCUACGUUGCUUUCUGGGUGCAGGUGAAUCUGUUCACCACGCUCAAGCUCAUCCUUCUCCUCGCUGUCCUCACAGCCAUUCCCGGCCACCAAGUUCUCUCCUACCUUGCUGACGGAGGUCAUCGCGCGAUUAUCUUCAACCGGCUAUCUGGGAUCAAAGACACGGUAUAUCAGGAGGGGACGCAUUUCAUCAUCCCCGGUAUUGAGUGGCCCAUUAUCUACGACGUGCGCGCGCGACCCCAUCUCGUGGAGAGCACGUCCGGCAGCCGCGAUUUGCAGAUGGUUCGCAUCACGCUGCGAGUGCUCACUCGCCCCAUGUCCGACCGCCUACCCACCAUCUACCGCACGCUGGGGCAGGACUAUGCUGAGAGGGUGCUGCCGUCGAUUGUCCAAGAGACUCUGAAAUCCGUGGUGGCUCAGUAUAACGCCAGCCAGCUCAUCACGCAGCGAGAGUCUGUGAGUCGGGAGAUCCGUCGUAUUCUGGAGGACAGAGCAGCGUCCUUUAACAUUGCGCUGGAUGAUGUGUCGAUCACCAACCUCACGUUCGGGCGCGAGUUUACUGCAGCCAUCGAGGCCAAGCAGGUGGCGGCACAGGAGGCAGAGCGCGCCAAGUUCGUGGUGCAGAAGGCCGAGCAGGACAAGCGGGGAGCGAUCAUUCGAGCGCAGGGAGAGGCCACGAGUGCGCAGCUGAUAGGAGAGGCCAUUGCCAACAACCCCUCCUUCAUCACUCUGAGGAAGAUUGAGGCGGCCAGGGAGAUUGCCAACACUCUGGCCAAUAGCAGCAACCGCGUCUUCCUCUCCUCUGAUUCGCUGCUGCUGAACCUGGCUGACGAUAAGAGUGAUGCGCCGCCCGCUCCUGCUGCCACAACUGGCAAAAAGAAGAAUUGCUGGUUUGUCUCUCCUUGCUUCUUCUCCGCGGCCUCUUUCUUCCUCGCCUCCUUUUCCCUCUCCCCUCUUUCUCCAGUCGUUAGGGUUUCCCUUCCUCCCAGCGGCCUUUCCGCUCAGCUUCCAACAAACACAGCCAUGUCUUCCAAGAAGAAGGUGAAAGAAGUGAAGGAGGAGAAGGGUCCCGCUGGCCCGCAGGUGCGAGAGGGCGAGAUCGUCUUCGGCGUCGCACACAUCUUCGCAUCCUUCAACGACACCUUCGUGCACGUGACAGAUCUCUCCGGCAAGGAAACCAUGUGCCGAGUCACUGGCGGCAUGAAGGUGAAGGCCGAUCGCGACGAGUCGUCCCCAUACGCGGCUAUGCUUGCGGCGCAGGACGUAGCAAUCAGGUGCAAGGAGCUGGGCAUCACGGGGCUGCACAUCAAGCUGAGGGCUACCGGCGGUAACCGCACCAAGACGCCUGGCCCUGGAGCUCAGUCCGCCAUCCGCGCUCUUGCCCGUUCCGGCCUCAAGAUCGGCCGCAUUGAGGAUGUGACACCUAUCCCCACCGACAGCACUCGCAAAAAGGGUGGUCGUCGCGGUCGCCGUCUGUAA
Messenger RNA from Closterium sp. Naga37s-1, 3393 nucleotides. Lineage: Eukaryota; Viridiplantae; Streptophyta; Zygnematophyceae; Desmidiales; Closteriaceae. The record is from the annotation of a GenBank genome assembly.